Messenger RNA from Gastrolobium bilobum, 1982 nucleotides. Its product is annotated as ultraviolet-B receptor UVR8-like. The coding region runs from base 136 to 1572 and encodes 478 amino acids. The transcript is spliced from 11 exons. The record is from RefSeq and is a predicted model, not a curated record. Lineage: Eukaryota; Viridiplantae; Streptophyta; Magnoliopsida; Fabales; Fabaceae.
AUUUUAGGGCACUUUCCGCGAACUCUUCAGAAAAUUUUCUCGCUAGCCAAACACACCCAACGGAAAAUAACGAGAGUCUGAGGGAAAAGUUUUGAACUUUUUUGCGUUGGGUGUUUUUGUUUUUAGGGAAUCGCCAUGAAUGGCGAGAGGGAUGAAGUAUUGGAAGAGGCGAAGGAGAGGUUAGUGUACAUGUGGGGUUACUUGCCGGGAGCCUUACCUCAGAGGACGCCGCUGUUGACGCCGGUCGUCGUUAGGGUUCCGGCGUCUAGUUACUCCUGGAGGGAUGUUUGCGGUGGUGGUUGUGGAUUCGCCAUGGCUAUAGCUGAGCCAGGAAAGCUCAUAACAUGGGGUUCAACAGAUGAUCUAGGCCAAAGCUAUGUCACCUCUGGCAAGCACGGGGAAACUCCUGAGCCUUUCCCUCUUCCAACUGAAGCGUCUAUUGUAAAAGCUGCUGCUGGAUGGGCCCAUUGUGUUUCUGUAACGGAUUGUGGAGAAGUUUACACAUGGGGAUGGAAGGAAUGUAUUCCCUCUGGGAAGGUAUUUGGUGAACCAUCAACAGGGGUAAGUCCCGACAAAGAUGUACCAGGAAGGCAGAGUUCAUUCUUGACGGAGCAAGUUAGCCCUCGUUCUCAAGGCUCAAAAUCUGCUGGAGGAACUGCCACCAGUACCAGUGGUGAAGAAAGUACAAAGAGAAGGAGAGUAUCUUCAGCAAAGCAAACAGCGGAAACCUCGUCAUCUGGUGAUGAUAUUCUGACUGCAUUGCCAUGUCUUGUCACACUAAACCCAGGGGUAAGGAUAGCAUGUGUUGCUGCAGGUGGACGCCAUACCCUAGCAUUGUCAGUGUCAGAUAUAGGACAGGUGUGGGGUUGGGGCUAUGGAGGUGAAGGGCAGCUUGGUUUAGGUUCCAGAGUACGUAUGGUGUCCUCUCCUCAUCUUGUUCCUUGUAUUGAUUCCUCUUCUUAUGGUAAAGAUAUAUCUGCAUCACUUGCUCGAGGAAGCAUGAGUUCAGAGGAACAUAAUUUUAGAGUUCCUGGAAGUUAUGUGAAGGGAAUUGCCUGCGGAGGUCGACACAGUGCAGUAAUCACAGAUGCUGGAGCUGUGCUUGCUUUUGGUUGGGGACUUUAUGGACAGUGUGGGCAAGGAAGUACGGACGAUGAAUUGAGCCCGACUUGCGUAUCAUCCUUACUGGGUAUCCGAAUAGAGGGAGUUGCAGCAGGACUAUGGCAUACUGUCUGUCUAUCUGCUGAUGGUGAUGUAUAUGCAUUUGGUGGAAACCAGUUUGGGCAGCUGGGAACUGGUGCUGAUCAAGCUGAGACUCUACCAAGGCUACUGGAUUCUCCGAGCUUGGAAAAUAUGAAUGCAAAGAGUAUAUCUUGUGGGGCUCGUCACACUGCUCUAAUAACAGAAAAUGGAAAAGUCUUCUGCUGGGGAUGGAACAAAUAUGGACAGCUGGGCCUUGGGGAUGUGGUUGACCGUAACAUUCCUUCUGAAGUCACCAUGGAAGGUUGUGUAGCUAAAAACGUUGCAUGUGGUUGGUGGCAUACUCUUCUUUUGGCCGAAUCACCCACUUGAUGUCAUGUCUUCCUCGAGGCUCUUGACCCAAUUUUGUUAGUUAGCAGUUCUUCUGAUUGGUAAAUCAUGGAGUUAUAUGUGUAUGUACAUACAGUAGCGGUAUACAUAUGCAUAUAGGCUUGUAUUCUUUCAUGGCGUGAAUCACCAUGACUCGCUCUAGCGUUUAACAAAUAGUAAUUUAUGGUCUGGGAAGGAAAUAUUUUGUCCUUUUCAUCUAUGUAACAUUUUUGUUCAUAGUGUAAAUUUUAUUUUAAUUGUAUAAACUGUCCAGUGUGUUUAGAUACACUUGAUGUUGGUACAGUGGCACCUGGCAUGUAGUUGUCGGGUUAUGGCUAUAUAUAUGGACAAGAUAUUGUACUUACCUUUUUUUUAUGACUAUCUUUCCUACUUAUUUCUAACAUUAUUAUAUU